AUGGGGAAUUCGGUCGGUUCGUUGUUUUCCGGGUUGGGUCGAGCCGUCGACAAAGUCCUCGGCCAUCCUCUCGAGUUCCUGUCCGGAAAAUCCUGCAACUCUGUAUGUGCUCCAACAUGGGAUUUCAUCUGUUACGUCGAAAAUUUCUGUGUUGCUCAGUUGCUCAAAUUUGUUAUGGUGGCAAUGUUGGUGUAUUUCGUGCUCUUAUUCUUAUACCUAUUGUACAAUCUCGGAAUCUGCCAAUGCGUUUGCUGCACGAUCUUUAGAAUCACGUGGGCUUGUUUUUCCACUUGUUUCUCCUCGUUCGAUUUUUGCUGCUCGUGUUUAUGUUACAAGUUACGAACGAUAAGGAGGUCGCGCAAAAGGAGGAGGAGGAGGAGAAAUAAGGACAUUGAAGAAUUUGAUGGGCAAACGAGCCCAUAUAUCUCUAGUGAGGAUGAUGAAUACGAAUUAGAAGAUAAGUCUAUUGAUAGGCAUUUUGACCACAGAGGAUCACGUUUUAGUCGAAGGAGAAAUUAUAAAGACGAGCAUUUGAGGAGGUCUUUAAGGCCGACCAAUCAUAGGGCACGAGUGGAGCUUUUUUCGGGUCACUUGCACGGGAAAAGGGGUGUGAAGCAUAGUAUCGAAUUACGUCAUGAUUCGCUACACGAUCAUAUCCGCGUGAAUCGGAGUUCGAAAUUCUCGCAGAAGGGUUCCAAGGGUAAAAAUGGAAUUCAUCGUCAUAGGAGGAGAUAA
This is a messenger RNA of Striga hermonthica, 735 nucleotides long. NCBI's taxonomy places the organism in Eukaryota, Viridiplantae, Streptophyta, Magnoliopsida, Lamiales, Orobanchaceae. The record is from the annotation of a GenBank genome assembly.